Messenger RNA from Macrosiphum euphorbiae (potato aphid), 474 nucleotides. Lineage: Eukaryota; Metazoa; Arthropoda; Insecta; Hemiptera; Aphididae. The record is from the annotation of a GenBank genome assembly.
AUGGGCCUCGAUCUGGUCGACCUGCAGCCUGCUGCGCCUGUUUACCGGAAAAUUCCACUGCCACCACACCGCACUGGCCCGUCAGUGUCCGUCGACUGUCCCCUUGUGCUCAUCCCGGGCAACGUUAUCGAGGCUCCGGAAGUCCCGCUGCCAUCAGAUGACCGGACAAGACGAGGAGAGACCGUGCCAGAACUGCCAACCGUUCCGGCCAGGCAGAACUGGAACCGGAUACCGGUGACAGCGACGCAAGCAUGGCGGUGGCAGCCAUGGACGACCCCGCGGCCAAAUCUAAAAAACGCACCACACUUUGGAGACGGACGAAGCGAAUCGUCCGUCGCAUGUUUUGUUGCGGCGUUUGAGCGGUUAUCGCUACGUUUGAUUUACACGUUAUCCAGUCGGCCAACUUUUCGUGUCCAACUCUGUUUUUCCGUCGGACAAAUCUUUAACCUACUUGUAUACUUUGUUUAUUUAUAG